Molecule: messenger RNA, 1036 nt
Organism: Nanorana parkeri
Lineage: Eukaryota; Metazoa; Chordata; Amphibia; Anura; Dicroglossidae
Gene: SERTAD1
Product: SERTA domain containing 1
Exons: 2
Coding region: 153-923 (256 amino acids)
Cellular component (GO): nucleus
Molecular function (GO): transcription regulator activity
Source: RefSeq, a predicted model, not a curated record
AGACUGAUCGGCGCUGCAUUCACUGACAGCUCUGUGGUCGGAGCAGCUGUGCUGCCAGGGCUCUGAGCAAGGGGGUGGGAUGCUUCGCCGUGAUUGGCUGCUGAUUGUCGCUCGGAGGACUCUGAUUGGCUGCUGAGCAGCUGGGCAGACCCAUGUUGGCCAAAGGAAUCAAACGCAAAUUUUCGGAGGUGGAAGGGCAGAUGGGGAGUGGCGUAGAAUCGGGAAUGGCUGGGCGAUGCCAGAGCUCAUUGCCUGCAGUGCAGUCUCACUGUUUAAUGAACAUAUCACUACUGAAGCUUCAUCGUAGCCUGCACCACGUGGAGCCUAACCUGAGACAUCUCGUACUGGUGGCCAACACUUUACGUCGCCUUCAGGGUAAUAUGCAGGCAGAAUCGAGCACUCUAGGAGGGUGGAAGCCCGUGGAAGACAACUCUAGAAAAGACUCUCAAUCAUUCACCAGCGAGAGCAAAACCUCAGCUUCGGAUAUUCCAGGAGAAGAUACCUUGCUUUCCAGCAUGGAUUCUUCUUUGUACUCCUCCAUUUCCACCAUACUGGAGGAUUUAAAUGAUUUUGAAGGACUGAGCUCUUCUCCACUGCCUCAGACAGAAGACGAACAGCUUUGCUCUCCAAAGGACUUCAUCAGAGAUGGGAGUCGAGAGGAAUCUGGGAAGCUGACACCUUCCUCCUCCUUAAACUCCUCUACCUACCUUCUUGGGGACAACCUUGAGGACAUUUUUGAAGACAUUGACACAUCUAUGUAUGACAGCGAUCCCUGGCCGAGUAGCAGCCUUUUAAACUUUAAAACAUUUUCCAGCAUAAACGAUCCCGAGGCGAAAUCUUUGUCAGAUGGACAAGAUUCCAUGCUGGAGCUUAGCGACUUGGACUAUCUGAUGGACGUUUUGGUGGGAACUCAAAACUGCUGAUGAUCUCCGUAGGACAUUUUGAAGGACACAAAUUGUAUCUUGUAACAAGACACUAUUGUAAAUAACAGACCUUUUAAUUUUAUUUUGAGCAGAUGAACUUAAUUGUUUUUAUG